Molecule: messenger RNA, 4390 nt
Organism: Bombyx mandarina (wild silkworm)
Lineage: Eukaryota; Metazoa; Arthropoda; Insecta; Lepidoptera; Bombycidae
Product: diacylglycerol kinase theta
Biological process (GO): phospholipase C-activating G protein-coupled receptor signaling pathway
Cellular component (GO): membrane
Molecular function (GO): ATP-dependent diacylglycerol kinase activity; nucleic acid binding
Source: RefSeq, a predicted model, not a curated record
GCGCGUGUGGGACAGACGCGCCGCGAUGGUGGGCCGCGACAGCCGCUCGGAGAGCGCGGCGCGCCCCUGGGCGCCGCGGCAUGAGUAGCGCGCCCGUCAGGCCCGGCCCGUGCGCCAGCCAUGGCGCAGGCCGCGCCCGCGCCCCAUCGCACCCACUCCUUCGCCAAGAAGACCUUCCACAAGCCCACCUACUGCCAUCACUGCUCGGACCUACUGUGGGGCCUCAUCGGGCAGGGAUACGGCUGCGAAGUGUGCAACUUCAUUGUGCACGAGCGAUGCGUGGGGCAAGUGGUAACACCAUGCUGUGGAGUGGCGCCGAGCCUGAUCAAGAACCCGGUGGCUCAUUGCUGGUCGGAGCAGACACAUCACAAGCGCAAGUUCUGUACGGUGUGUCGCAAACGUCUCGAUGAACUGCCAGCCUUACAUUGUAUGAUAUGCGAGUACUACGUGCAUGCGGAGUGCGUGGACUUCGCAGCCGCGGACUGCAAGGAGAACGCGACAUACUGUGCGGGCAGCGAGCCGCGACACGUGCACCACUGGCGCGAGGGCAACCUGCCGGCCAACUCCAAGUGUGCCGCGUGCCGCCGCGCCUGCUGCUCCACCGAGUGCCUCACCGGCUACCGCUGCGAGUGGUGCGGUACCACAUGUCACGCGGGAUGUCGGGCGCUCAUCUUGGAAGAAUGCAACUUCGGCAUGCUUCAACCAAUUUUCCUGCCUCCAUCGGCAGUAUCCAUCCCGCGCACCGAGGUGCCAAUGGAGGCCAUCAUCGGGGUACACGUGCGCCCCCCGCCCUCGCAGAGAGACUUCGGCUGCCCGCGCGGCGCAGCGGGCGGCUGGGGCCCGGCGCGGCUGGUCACGCUGGCGCGGCGCCUGCUGCCCGCCGCCUGCACUCCGCACGGUGGCGCCUCGCCCCCCUACUCCCGAGCGCGCAGCGUCAGCGAGGAGUUCAGCUCGGGCUGCGAGGGACGUUCGGGCUCCGGUGGGGGCUCCACUGGCGCGCCUGCCGACCAGGAACAUCGGCCGGACCACAAGCAACACCGUGAUCGAACACCAGAUGACAGAGAUGAAGAAGUAGUUAAGGUGUAUGAUGGCGAAGCGGCGUGGUCACGUCGCCUCUACCGCCCAGUGGUCGUGGGCAGGAACUGGAAUGAACGUGAGCUCGUGUCGGCCGCCCUGAGGGCGUUCCACGUGGCUCGCAACCCUGACCAGUUCGAGCUGACGGACGCGCUGGCUGGCGACGAACCACCGCUUAAAGAUCCAACGCCACUCGCCCAUGUCACCAGGCUUCCAAACAAACGACCCGCGCUAUUCUUACGCUUCAAGGAGUCGGAGUUCGGCGGUGGCGAAGUACGCGUGUACCCGGGCCGCAUCGCGGGCGCUGGCGAGACCUUCGUGACGGUGCCGUGCUGCGGAGACGACACCGUCUCCGACCUCAUGGCGGCAGCUCUGGAGCGCUUCGGCCUCAACCCAUGCACCGCCUCCGACUACCGCUGUUCCGAGAUACUGCUCGAUCGCGGCGGUGAGAACUGCAACUUAUCGGAGCGCGUUCUGGAAGAGGAGGAGCGUCCGUGGCGCAUCGUGGUCCGGCUGGCGCGCGAGUCGGUGCGGCGCAUGGAGCUCGCGCGGUUCUACCUGCAGCCGCGCCGCGACCCGCACGGCCCCACCCUCGCGCUCUUCGUGGCCUCGCUGCCUCCCGGCCUCUCCGAGCGCAACUACGAGAACAUCUUAGUCGAAUUCCUAGGCACAGAAAAUAAGUUUACAUCGAUCGGGCCGAUCUAUUACGAAUACGGUUCGAUGGUGAUAACGUAUGAGGACGCGAGCAAGGCGGUGCGCGCGUUGUACGCUCUCAGAGAGGCCAAAUAUGAAGAUAAGCAUUUAUUAGUUAUGCUCCUGCCCAGCAUCGAGCCCACGAUGGUGCCAGAAGGCGUGAAACCCCUGCUGGUCUUUGUCAACGUCAAGUCGGGCGGAUGUCAGGGCUUGGAGCUCAUCUCCUCCUUUAGGAAACUCCUCAACCCUUACCAGGUGUUCGACCUUGAAAAUGGAGGUCCUUUGCCUGGGCUGUACGUGUUUCGUCACAUUCCCAACUACAAGAUCCUGGUGUGCGGCGGUGAUGGCACCAUAGGCUGGGUGCUGCAGUGCCUCGACAAUGUCGGCCAGGACUCGCAGUGUUCAAAUCCACCAUGCGCUAUUGUUCCACUUGGCACCGGUAAUGACCUAGCUCGUGUUUUACGAUGGGGCUCCGGGUACACAGGCUGCGAAGAUCCUCUAUCCUUGUUGCGUGAUGUUAUUGAUGCCGAAGAGAUCCGUCUCGAUCGCUGGACCGUCGUCUUCCAUCCCGAGGAUAAGCAAGACGAACCAAAAGAACUAUCCAAACAGCUUCCUGCAUCUGUGACCACAGGAUCUCAGAGCGAGGACAACUCGCAGAUCCUGGUAAUGAACAACUAUUUCGGGAUAGGCAUCGAUGCAGACUUAUGUCUCGAUUUCCAUAACGCACGUGAGGAAAACCCGAACAAGUUCAACAGCAGGCUGAGAAACAAAGGUGUUUACGUGAAGAUGGGCUUGCGUAAGAUGGUGGGUCGUAAGAUGUGCAAAGAUCUGCACAAGGCGGUCAAACUUGAAGUGGACGGUCGACCUGUGGAACUGCCAGCUGUCGAGGGAAUCAUCAUACUUAACAUACUUAGUUGGGGUUCUGGCGCAAACCCGUGGGGUCCGGAGAAGGACGACCAGUUCAACAAGCCGAACCACUGGGACGGCAUGCUCGAAGUGGUCGGCGUCACCGGGGUAGUGCACCUUGGACAGAUCCAAUCCGGUCUACGCGGGGCGAUGCGGAUAGCGCAGGGCGGACACAUAAAAAUCAACCUCAAAAGCGAGAUUCCGGUGCAGGUGGAUGGCGAACCGUGGGUGGCAGCGCCUAGCGAAGUAGUGGUCCUCAAGUCAGCUUUAAAGGCCACGAUGCUGAAGAAAACGAAGCGCGGGUCGGGCGGCGCGGGCUCGGCGGCCCCGUGACGCCCGCGCCCCGCCCCGCUAGCGAGCCGCGCCCCUUCCGCAGGCCACGAUGCUGAAGAAGCGUGCGGCGGUGCGGCGUCGCAACACGGAGCCGGCGAUGCCGCCGCGCGCCCGCCCGCCUGCACCGCCGCCGCCCGACUCCUGAAUCUGGCUGAGCGAGCGGCUCAUCUGAGGGCCGCGCCCGCCUCGGGCUCAAGGCCGGCGCGCGCCCCGCCGCUCGCUGUCCGAACGAACGGACGAACCGCGUGCACUGUACAUACAUUUAACUACAAAAUGCUAUUAUUACUACAAAUUACUUAUAAUAAAAUAAUAAAUUUAUAGUCAUAGUCGUUGUUUUAUUUUUUUUUGUCUAAACUUUCUCGUGUAAAAAAAUAAACACUGAACUUAUACGUAUUCGGUACUUUUCGUUUAUUCUUUUUUACCGCGGCAAAGACCCGCCAGUCUAUAUAGUUCGAAUGAGCGUUCGUAAUGGUGACGACAUAGAUCAUUAAUUGUUAGAUUUAAACUUAUUAAAAAUGAAAAACAAAAAUAGUAAAUACUCGUUCAAAAAACUCACGUUAGUGUGACAUCAUUUUUAAUUUACUUUGCUUUAGUGUUUUAUCUGCAUAUGCGGAGCUAUCUGCUGAAUAGUUCGUUUUCUUCGGGAAUCAUUUUAAAUCGGUAUCUAUUAAGUAAUUAAAAGAUUAAAACUCAUAAACGCAUCGCAACGCAUAUUGGUCAUCAAAAUUGUUUUUCAUUCAGGUAGGCCUUUGUAGGCACUUUCAAAUCGUCAUAACUUUACCAACAAUAAGCAAAAGUAACUGGUUACUUCAUUGCUUGACCGAUUUUAGUUUCUCUCCUCCAAACGGGAUACUCAACUUCAGUAGAACCAUACUAUCUCACGACCAUACUGCCAAACAAUCCCAAAAUUCACAGUUGAACAGACAAUGAAACGCAAAUUGAUUUUUUAUUAUUUAUUAUACGCUUUCCCAUGCUUAAUUCUAAUUUACAUAACUCGACAUUAAAAACAUAAGGUACGGCAUCUAUAAUUGUAUUUUUACCGUUUGAAAGUCGUACUGCUGAUACAUGGGAUACGAUUUAAUGACAAACAUUCUUCAAAGAAUAUUACAUUGAUCUGAAGAACACGAGUCAAAACUUCCAGAAAAAUAAAACAUACCACAGUACAUAUAGAGGCGAUAUAAGAAAAACAGAAUGAUCCAACUUGUGCUUCUGAUGUCGGGAUAACCUAUCUUCAUUCUUACCUACAAAUCAAUCAGUGUCUUUAAGACAUCUUCGGACUAGUUACAGAAUACAAGGAACAUCAAAUCUAUAAUAUAGUUCACUGGUUCAUUUAGAUCAAUAUGUAAUUCGCUUAACUUUAAUCAUCCCUUUUUAUAACAAUAUA